Malaclemys terrapin pileata is the source of this 7320-nucleotide messenger RNA. RefSeq names its product leucine rich repeat containing 55 (gene LRRC55). The transcript has 3 exons. NCBI's taxonomy places the organism in Eukaryota, Metazoa, Chordata, Testudines, Emydidae. Gene Ontology annotation, molecular function: transmembrane transporter binding; voltage-gated potassium channel activity; potassium channel activator activity. Gene Ontology annotation, cellular component: voltage-gated potassium channel complex. The record is from RefSeq and is a predicted model, not a curated record. The coding region runs from base 1144 to 2049 and encodes 301 amino acids.
UCCACUUGUCUCACACCCACUCCUCUGAAGAGAGGGACGGACAGACGCACAGACGGACAGGGAGAAGGGCCAGGGGGAGCUGCCAGGGGUGCUGCCUAAGGAGCCAGAAGCCACCGAGAAGAGGAGACGGACGCCUGCUGGGCUGAAGAAUAUGGGGACGCGCAGGAAGAGGGGAGAUACUUGUCUGCAUCGCAGCUGCUUUGCGGAUCUCCUUGGGCCGGAGUCACGCAGCUGGAGCCCUGUUGCUGCCUGUUGGGAGGGAGACUGGGAGUGAAAGAUAAACCAGCUGCUGAUACCCCAGGACUCCAGCCCCCUCCCUUUCCUCCUGGAACCCCUCUCCCCACAUCCUAGCCCCACUGGCCUCUCCCAGACUGCAGAAAUCACAGCCUCAGAAAGGGCUUAUUUUCAGCCUUAGCGUCUCCUGAUUGUCCCAGGCACAAGCCACCCAAGGAGUCUAUAUCAUUGGGCUGAUGUUGAGGGCUCCAGGAUUUUGACCAUCCAUGCGAAGAACCUAUUAUUAUCUGGAUUUCAAAUGCCGUUCCUCUGCUCGGGCACUAAAGACCUAAAUGACUCCAGGAAAAGGCCCUGUGGCUCCUGCUGAAUCGGAGCUGGAUUUGCUUUGCAACUAAAAUAUACCUUUGGUUUCAGUGGGGUUAAAUUCCUUGGCUUGGCUCCAUCUCAGCUUCAGCGAGACGGGAAUUCAUUCCCAGCAGACAAAUGCGUGAAAGGGAACGAGAACGUUUUUUUCAUGGGCUCAAACCAUUGUCCCAGGGGUGUUGAUGCACUGGAAGAAAAAAUCCCUGAUUUUAGUUGCUUUCCUCCCAUUUUUGAUCACUUGAAGGAUCACCAGAAGGUGCAGACAGAUGGAUACAGCUACGUUUCUUUUUGCUCUCCACUUCACACCCUUUAAAGGGUGACAAAUGGGCUACUAAAAGGUUGUCUGAGGAGUCGGGACCCUGUUGUUCCUGGCCCACCCUUCAUGGUGCAUGGUGUGUUAGUGACAGUGGCCCUGGCAUGCGAUAGACAAUGGCGCUAAGGUCUGGCCUUCCCCUGCACCCAGUAUGUAGCCACAUUCGUGCAUGAGUGACUCCCACUUACUCCUUGUUCUGCCUCCAUGCGACAUGUUGCUCGUGACCAACUAAAAUGGGCACAGGCUGCACUUGGCUGUGGGGAGAGGGGCCCGUGUCCCGCCACUCCUCUGCCAUGCUCCUGACCCCUUUCCUGAUUGCCAUGGCAAUGGCUUUCUCUGAGGCCAGCACCAGGUGCCCCGUCCUCUGCACCUGCCGCAGCCAUGUUGUGGAUUGCAGCGGGCAGCGGCUCUUCUCAGUGCCCCCCGACCUGCCCCUAGACACCAGGAACCUGAGCCUGGCACAUAACCGCAUCACCACCAUCCCGACGGGCUACCUCACCUGCUAUGGUGAGCUGAGGGUGUUGGACCUAAGGAAUAACUCCCUGGUGGAGCUGCCCGCCGGGCUCUUCCUGACUGCCAAGCGGCUGGCCCACCUGGACCUGAGCUACAACAACUUCAGCCACGUGGCCGCUAAUAUGUUCCAAGAAGCCAACAGUCUGGUGAGGAUCGACCUGAGCCACAACCCGUGUCUGCGAAAGGUGCACCCCCAGGCUUUCCGGGGGCUAGCCCAGCUACGUGACCUGGACCUCAGCCAUGGGGGGCUGUCCUUCCUCAGCCUGGAAGCCCUGGAGGGUCUCCCGGGGCUGGUGACCCUACAGAUCGGGGGCAACCCCUGGGUGUGUGGCUGCACCAUGGAGCCGCUCCUGAAGUGGCUGAGGAAUCGUAUCCAGCACUGCACCUCAGAUUCCCAGCUGGCCGAGUGCCGUGCCCCACCCGAGGUGGAGGGAGCUCCCUUGUUCUCACUGACAGAGGAGAGUUUUAAGGCCUGCCACUUGACCUUGACGUUGGACGAUUAUCUCUUCAUUGCCUUCGUGGGCUUCGUGGUCUCUAUUGCCUCCGUGGCCACCAAUUUCCUGCUGGGCAUCACUGCCAACUGCUGUCACCGCUGGAGCAAGGCCAGCGAGGAUGAGGAGAUAUAGGUGCACGCUCCUGGCCACAGUGCCCUUCCCCCAACGGCUGGGGAGAUGCCGUUGAGAGCUGGGGCUGUCUGGCUGUGCUCCACCACGAUUCAUGCCUGGUGCUGUCACAAGCUGCUCCAUCCUCUAUCCGCAGCUGCAGCCGGCUGGGGAUACUAACUCAUCUCUGAUCCCAGUCCCUUCUGAUCCCCCAGUUGCUGUGCCCAGCGGGGCAAGGCCUGUGAGGCAAGGAGAUCUAGCCGUGCCUUGUACUAGCCUCUUCACACUGCCGGCGGCAUUGGAGACAGCCAACGAGCCAAGGCCCAACGCCACUCGCAACACGGAUGGGCUGCCACAACCCAUGUCAGUCACCAGUUCUCUUCUUCACCAUGUUCUGCACACUCAUAUGCAAAAUCCACCUCCGCACAUGCCCCCCCUUCUGUGCCAGCUCUUGCACCACAUCUCACUAGCAGCCUAAAACGAGGAGUUGGGCGGGGGAAGGGAAUAUAUAUGGCAAACGUCAAGUGGAUUUGCAACAGCCGUAGCUCUCCAGGGUUGGACAGCUACAGCCCAUCAGUUCUGUUUGCGGCUGUAGGGACUGUGGCCAGGGACACUGUGGUAUCCAGAGUUGUAGUACUAAUACGAGGCCUGAGACGUGGCAUCUCUGAGGGCCAGAAAGGCAGGUUUAACUCUGAGGAAUGGCCCCACCACUGAGACGUACCGUUGUAUGGUUGGAGGAGAUGUCAGAGCAAGGGUCUGCUGUUUUCUAAUUGGUCCUUGGCUAGAUGGCCAUUGGUGUUGAGGGAGAUCUGCCUGUGCAUGGUUCUCUAGAUGCAGAGUUGAGUUGAGAAGUCAAUAGGUCAGGGGGACUCUAGAGUUUGAACUUGGUCUGUCGCUCAAGACUAAGGGUCAGGGCAGGGGUGAGGUGUACUGGCAAACCUGAGGGGGAAGUAUGAGAUGGAGUAACAGGGAGGGUUAGGACUGAAGGAUGUCAGUAGAACUGGUGGGGGACCCCAAGGCUGGGACAGCAGGGGGGCUGUGGGUUGGGAUUGAGGCACAGUAACAGAGCUGUGGAUGAAAGGUAUCCGCAAAGCUGAGGGUUGGGGGGAGACCAGCACUGGGACAGCAGAGGGCUGCAGGUCAGGCCUGAUGGGCAUCACCAGAGCAGUGUGUGAACGGGAAGCCCAGGAGUGGAAUAGCAGGGGGACUAUAGGUCAGGAUAGAAGGGGAUUAGCAGAGCUGUGGGGGAAGCCCAGAGCACUGGAAUAGCAGGCAGGGUGCAGUUGGGAUUCAGGGGUAUUGGCAGAACAGGGGGAGGAGAACUUGGGAGAGCAGGGGGGCUUGCAGGCUAACACUGAGGGACAUGAGCAGGGCCUAGGACUCGACUAGAACGCUGUGCCCCAGAGGAGGAUUAUGGUGCAGUCUCAGGGCUGGAACAGCAGGUGGUGCUGCCGGUCAGGUUAUAAAAGUGCUAUGACAGUGCGAGGGGCUACUCUGUACUGGUGCUACCCAAGUAGCUCUAGCUGGAGUGCUCUAUUUCUCCCCAUUGUGGACAUUAAAAUCACAGACUGAAAAACAAACAUGCUUUUAAAAAGAAAGCGAGAGACCAUCUGCUCUGCCCUAGCAACUGCUCCGCUUAGUCCGUCUGUCUCCACCUGCCUGGAGCAUCUGGCAUUAGCUCCCCAACCCAUCCCUCCGCAGUGGGUAAGUGGUUAUUAGCCUCGCAUUACAGCGGCGGAAACUGAGGUACUGAGCGAUUGGCAUGACUUUCCGAAGGCCACAUGGGCACAGGCGGGGGGAGAACUCACGAUGCCCAGCUCCUGCCAUGCUAACCCCAGCACCCGCAGCCACCCCCCAGUAACUUAUCUAAGAACUGGAUCGACGCGACCAAGAGCAUUUGGGGACAAUGGCUCAUUUUUGGGACUCGCUCCACCCAACAUCAGCUGCCACUGGCGAAGUUGGAUGUAACUUUUCUUUCGGAAGGACAAUGCAAAUAAAGGACACUAUAGCCAAUGAAAGCCUAUAACCAUGUCUUAGAGAACUCUGUGUGCUCUGAUGUAUAGCCAAUGUAUUUUGACACUUGUAUAUUUUUUAUUUUUUGCAUAGAACUAGGACCAAACCCAAUGCCAAAUGCCAAUUUCCAGAUUAUGUCCUUUGGUCUUGCCACCACCGGAAAGUAAGGAGGCAAAAAUCUGUCCGUGUGGGACAGAUCCCUUUAAGGAGUUGGUUUUUACAUGGAUGGCAGAACUCGCUGCAACUGAUCCAAACAGGGCUAAGAAGUGAGAAGCCUUUAAUCACAGGGUAGAUUUACAUUCCAUUGUCAUUCGCACAUAAACCCGGGUCCACAAAGGUUCCGGUCGUCUAGCUGUCAAGAACUGGAAAGAGCACACAGGUAAUGUAGCAGUUUCCUCAUCAGAAUCAUUUGCCCUCCCCUAGCCUUAAGCCCCCUUAAUGGAUUUCCUAUACAUCUUUAAAAAAAUGCACUUCUACUCUGGAAAAUGACAAUGUGAGAAUGACACCUUCUGACUCAGUAGAUCUGUCCCCUAGGUGCAUCAAAUCAGCCAACUUUAGUUGCUACAAUAAACUUGGGCUGUGCAAAGUCAGUGCACGAUGGAUUCCGCUCCACAAAGGAAUUAACAACUUACUUUGGUAAUGCAGUAACUUACUUUUGGACAUGCCUGGGUGGGUGGUCGGUAGUGGGCGUCAAACCAGGGAAUCUGGAUCAUCUCCUUCCAACUCGCUUAGCCACCCCAUUUAUAGCAGCCCCAUCAAUCUCUAAUUAGCCUAGUCACCACCAGAGGGGGACAAAGCCCCAAAGUGAACAGGCAUUGCUUAUAUGGCUCUAUGUUUAGAUACUUAUCUGCCCCCUGUUACUGUAGUACCUAAGAACCUCACAAUCUUUAACGUACUUCACAACAUCCCCGUGAGGCUAGGAAGUGCUAUGGGUGGGAAGCUAAGGCACCAGAAGUUUAAGUGAUUUGCCCAACAUCUGACUGGCAGAGGAGGGAACUGAACCCAUAUUUAGUAAAACCCUUGAUGGCAGUGGGAAUGGCUCAGAAGUCAUUGAGUCAUAUGGUCCACAGGAUCUUCCCCACUUCCCGGACAUAUGAAGAAGCCAGUCCCAUGUGGCUUCUGUGGGAAGGGUAGGACCUCCUCGCAGAACUAGCAACGUUCCAGAAGAAGGGGGAAUGAGUUCCAAAGAAACAGAAGCCAACAAGUAAUGCAGGAUAGAUGAAAGGUGCAAGGAUGAGAGGAGGCUGAAAUGGACAAUGAAAGAGAUCCAGAGGGGGAACAUGGAGCCGAGAAUCCUGGAGAGCACCCAUUGAUCCAAGAAGAGAUUGAGGGAGCCAGUGGAUGAACUCUGGAGCGAGGGCAAAGAAAAUGAAAAGAUCCCAGCUUGACUCUUAGAUCUUAGAGAGGCUGGGCUUGCAGAGCUGACAGUCAAAGAGCUUAUAAACUGAGCAUGUGACACAUCCUCGCUUUGAAAUGAUAAACACAGACCUGCCCUCCCCACCCAUAUGGCAAUUUGCACAGAGACACUUUCCAGAGUAGACCUGUACCUUGAGCUUCAUUUUUUCCUGUGUUCAUUGCAUGUACAUUGUGUGUGGGUGUGGUUUAACGCGUGCCAAGCUCAGAGAAUCAGCCCCUGGCUGAGGGAAGGAGCAGAUCCAGCCCCUUGCAUGCCUACUGCUGUCACUCCCUGGCUCCUCCAGUCCAAAUGCAGAAUCAGAUGAGCCAGAACACAAGGGAUAUUUUUUUCACACCUCUUGAAUUCUGAAAGGGUCUAGGCCCCAAUGCCCAAUGUCAAAGGGAGUCGGAUGUUUUUGCCACAUGACAGCACCAGAGAGUCACGACCCUCACCACUGAGGGAAUUGCUGGCAGACCUUGGGGACAAACCUGGUUGUCUUAUUUUUAAACAAAUCUUUUGCAUCCAAAAAAUGGCCUUUGUUGCAAAAAGAAAUAUUUUCAUUAUUUUUAAUCUGUUAAUUUCUUAUUAUUGUCAUUCAACCUGAAAACAAGACCAUUUUGAUUUCAGGUGUUUUCUUUUUUCUCCCUCUUUUCCCUCAAUUUUUCAGUGGCAAAAAUCAAAAAAGGGAGAGGGAGAGAGAAAAAAACCUUAAAAACCCACAUACUGAAGAAAUGAAAAAUUUCAAACCCCUAAAUUGCUCUACAAAUUUCAUAUUUUUUUUUCAAAAUUUUCUAUUAUUUUCAAAGAAAUCUAAUAAUAAACAUUUUUAAAAAGUUUUUCCUUCUUUUAUCCUUUUUGCUUCCUUCUUCCUCCUCUUUUUCAGUGGCAAAAGAAGGGGAAAGUUUUUUUGUUUUGUUUUGUUUUUUUAAAGACGAGGAAAGAAAUCAAAAUCAAAAACGUUUUUAGAACCAUUCUCUACAAAAAUGUAUUUGAUUUCAAAAUUUUGCAUUGUUCUCAAAAAACCCAAGAGUUGAAUUUUUAUUUUAUUUUCCCUCCCACCUUUCUUCAGUGGGGAAGAAAGCAAAGAAAAGGAGGGAAAACAGGGGGUGGAGGGAGAGUAAAAAGAAAGGAAAAACAAAAGAUUUUAUAUUAAAAAUGUUGCCAAAAAAAUUGAAACCCAUGGAAUGAAAAUGAAUUCCCCCUCCAAAAAUUUUUUGAUCAUUUUUCUGUACAGAGGGAACCCCGAGCCAAGUCUACACUACAAAAUUUUGGCAACACAGUGGUGUUGGCUAGGACCCUCAAUGACAUAAUUACACCUUCGAAUCCCCCCAUCCCACUCCUGUAUAGACUCAGCCUGUACGAGCAAGAGAGAGCAUUUGCCAGUUUAGCUUAUGACAUUCAGGGAGGUGGCGUUCCUAUGUCGGCACAAUUCUUUUUGCUAGUAUGUGUCACGUCUCCACAAGGGAGCUGUGCCAGUGUAGCUAUACAAGUCAUUGCACUGUACUAGCCCUUUCUUUAGUUUCACCAGACCUUCACUGGGCCUCUGCUUGUGAUGCGUAUGAGGGAUCAGCAGAGCAAAUCCUCAGAGCUGGGAUAUCCCAGUCUUGCAGCAGACAACGGGGAAGCUGUGGGCGGAGCUAGAGAAACGAGGCCUUUGACAAAAGCCACGUCCCAUAUGGUGCUUGAGCUGGGCUGGGUGUGCUCUGCUUAGCUGGGGCUCUCUCUUCCUUCUAGUCACCCCUCUCGCAGUAGCUGUCCUGUGCCAUGCUGAGUGUCUGUGUUCGGGGAGGGGGAAAGAUUAAAAUCUUUCUACGGAGAUUUUAUAAAAACGUGAACUUUUGUAACUGUGAGAAUUUUUUCAUAAAUGUAUAUUAAUAAAGAGUGAA